Messenger RNA from Vitrella brassicaformis, 1102 nucleotides. Lineage: Eukaryota; Vitrellaceae. The record is from the annotation of a GenBank genome assembly.
CUACCCGUUGACCACCCUCUGGCCAAAGGGCGAGCGGUCGUAUGCGGUCCAGAACAACAGCUGGCCCAGGGCGCUGAUGUCGGCCUUGAGGCCGUACUGUUGCUUCAGCAGCACCUCCGUCGGCCGGAAUUCUCGGACCCACUGCACAAGCCGACGGAACCAAGCCAAUGAGAGACAACGGCCAUGCGUGCGCGUCGCUUUCUUGCGAUUGCGCGUGUGUGUGUCUGCUUACUGAGUUCAGGUCUGCGGGGUACCCCUGUUCGCCCAUCUCCUUGAAGCACCCCAGGUCGAUGAGGCGCACCAUCCCAUCGGCACCCACCACCACGUUGUCCAUCUUGUGGUCGCGAUAUAUCACUGUAUCCAUCACACACACACACACACACGUGAGAAGGUCAAGGAGUGAUCCUGCCUUUUUUCCUCUCUCCUCUAUCUGAUGUGGCGGCUCUCCUCACCUCCUGCCCUGUGCAGCGCCCUGUGUGCGUUGACGAGCUGGCUGCUGAUGUCCCUGACCUCGUUGCGCGGCAGUCCGUCCUGCCGGUGGUCCCACAGCUUCGUGUCGAGCGUGGGGCCGCCGUACUCUAUGAUCAGGUAGGCCCUGUCCUCGAAGGGGUCGUCCACGAAGCCCAACGACGACAUCACAUUGGGACAGUUUUUGAUGUCGGGGAGCUCUAUGAUCAUAUGCUCAACUGAAUUGAAAAAGGAUCACAUUCAGCAGCAGAUACGUACUGUUUCCAUGUUGACGUCGCUUACGCUCGAGCACGUUGGCAAACUGGCCGCUAUUCUGCAUCUGCGCAAGCACAACACAACCGGCCACGUACGAGAGGAAAUGAGCCAUGUAUGUGUGACGCAACGCACCCACUAAUGCCCCGCUCUCUGUGCCCAUGGAUUGCAUGCUUACCAUCUUGACGACGAGUUCGGGUCCUCUGGGUACGCCCUGGAGGUCCUCGCCGCCAUCGAUGUCUGGUGCCGCCCCCUUUGCAUUGGCACACGCUUGCCAGGUCACUCCGUACCCGCCCGCUCCCAAAUGACGAAUAGUAUUGAAGUUGUGGACGAUGAAGGCCGGAACUUGCGGCGCUGCCGCCGCCGCCGCCGGAUGAGCCAU